UUUUCUACCCUAAUCCUAAAAUAUUCCUCUCUCUCGACACAGACGCCCAUUUUCCCUUUCCUUCCCUACAAUCUCGCUUCUUCUGAUCCACCAUUUUCUCUCCCCGUUUCGUGCUCUUUACGGAUUUUUCUUUCACAUCACUUUCCAUGACUACUUUUUAGUUCCUGUUCUUGUACUGGACGUUUUUCGUAUUUUCGCCAUUCACGCGUUUGAUUUCUUCUCUUCUGUUAUAAUUAGGAAUCUUGUGUGUGGUUCUGAUCUACUCAGGAUUGACGAUUCGUUCUAAUUUGAAGAUACUAGAACACUGUAAUUUCUCUCCGAAGAUUCUGAUACUUGCUUGACUUGAUGUCAUCUGAUUUCAAGUUGGAAAUAGACGGUGAGGAACCACUUGUGAGCAUUAGAAAUGGAAACGUUGAGCAGAAUGAAAGAGGUGGUACAGUACACAAAAUUCUCAGCGGUAUUCGAAAUCAAGGAAGCAAGUCGAUCAGCAAUUUCUUAACAAACGCGCAGCGCAGGGCAUUGGGUGAUAGGUUUUUCAGAGGGAAUCAAGCUGCCAAGAAUAAUGGUUUGCUUGAUGGAGAUGAAACACGUGAACAUGGAUUAGGAAGGAAAACGGGUCCUCUUUUAUCCGGGACUGCGUAUUGCAUUUCUUCUUGCAGCAUGAUUAUACUGAAUAAAGUUGUUCUCUCCAGUUACAAUUUCAAUGCAGGAAUAUCAUUGAUGUUUUAUCAAAAUUUGAUUAGUUCUAUAGUUAUUGUUCUAUUGGGCCUCUGCAGAACAGUUUCACUCGAAAAGCUUAAUUGGAAGCUGAUUAGGCUGUGGAUUCCAGUCAACUUAAUCUUUAUUGGUAUGCUGGUGUCUGGCAUGUACAGUUUGAAAUACAUAAAUAUUGCGAUGGUGACAAUUUUGAAGAAUGUGACAAACAUAAUGACUGCAAUUGGAGAACUUUAUAUUUUCCGGAAACGGCAGAACCGAAAAGUCUGGACUGCUAUGUUUUUAAUGAUCAUCUCUGCUAUCAGCGGUGGUGUAACAGAUCUUACAUUUGAUACAUUAGGCUAUGGAUGGCAGAUCACGAACUGUGUUCUUACAGCAAGCUAUUCACUUACUUUGAGACGUAUCAUGGACGAAGCAAAGAAGUUGACAAGAUCUGGAUCUCUUAAUGAAGCUUCCAUGGUGUUGCUAAAUAAUUUAUUAUCUCUCCCAUUUGGUGUAGUUUUGAUUAUCUUAUUUGGCGAAUGGGCUUAUGUAAUGAAUGCGGAUGUCAUAAAAUUGCCAAUGUUUUGGGUUAUCGCCACUGCUAGCGGAUUACUUGGACUCGCUAUUAGUUUCACCUCUAUGUGGUUCUUACAUCAAACUGGCCCCACCACCUACAGUCUUGUAGGUUCCUUGAACAAGAUUCCAAUAUCAAUUGCUGGCAUUCUUUUGUUUAAAGUUCCAUUGAGUCCACCAAACCUCUUCAGUAUAUUAUUUGGUUUAUUUGCUGGGGUGUUCUUCGCCAGAGCCAAAAUGUCCUAACUUUUUUUGAGAGUAUAUAUAGAGAGAGAGAGAAAGCCAGACACGUAAUUUCCUUUUAAUUAAAGUAAAUUAGAAUUGUUGAAACGAAAAUAUGUAGAAGAGUUUUGAGUUUGGAAGUAAUUAUUAUUAUUAUUGCUAAAAAGGACAUAAAUUCGAAUGAGAUGUCUG
Benincasa hispida (wax gourd) is the source of this 1683-nucleotide messenger RNA. Its product is annotated as GDP-mannose transporter GONST2-like. The record is from RefSeq and is a predicted model, not a curated record. Lineage: Eukaryota; Viridiplantae; Streptophyta; Magnoliopsida; Cucurbitales; Cucurbitaceae.